Molecule: messenger RNA, 3431 nt
Organism: Micropterus salmoides (largemouth bass)
Lineage: Eukaryota; Metazoa; Chordata; Actinopteri; Centrarchiformes; Centrarchidae
Gene: pex6
Product: peroxisomal biogenesis factor 6
Exons: 18
Coding region: 25-3195 (1056 amino acids)
Biological process (GO): protein import into peroxisome matrix
Cellular component (GO): peroxisomal membrane; cytosol
Molecular function (GO): ATP binding; ATP hydrolysis activity
Source: RefSeq, a predicted model, not a curated record
CAGCGUUGAUGACGCAGGUCCAAGAUGGCGGUGCAGGUGCAGCUGUGUAGUCUGGAGAGUUUCCCGUCGCACCUGAGUCCUCUGGAUGUUUUGAUGUUAAAGUCUCACCUGGACUCGGUUUUCCGGAACGACACCGACCCUCCCACCGUCCUCUUCACCCCGCAGCGGCCUCCGCGUCCCGGGAGCCCGCCGGGCAUUUUACUGCGCGUUCACCCGACCACCGAGGAGGAGACCGCGGGCUGCGGAGGAGCCGAGUCCGGGAGCCGCGUCCGGCUGUUCGCCAGCCGCCUCUUCACGCGGCACCACGGGCUCCAGCGGCUCGGCAGCACGGGGACCGUCCGGGCUCUGGAGCCCGUCAGCCUGGACAGAGUGGUGCUGGGAGCCCGCAGCAGGCAGAGCCUCCGCCGGGCCGGAGCGGAGCGGUUCACCGGCGGGCUGCUGGAGCUCUGCCGCCCGGGACAGUGGCUGCUGGCCCGGCGGGGAGAGCCGCUGCUGCUGGGAGACGAGCCGGGACAGCUGACGGAGCUGCUGGUGUUGGACUGCAGUCCUGUGACGCAGGGUCGGAUCACGGCCGACACGUCUCUGGUUCUGACAGACUGCUGGGACUCGGUGGACCCCCCGGGCGCCCCCCCGCCCUGCAGACCGCUCAGACUGUGCGUGUCGGACUUCGCUCAUUACGCCGACGGCCUCGGAGGGGGGCGGUCUCUGCUGGACAGCCGGAAGCUGCUGGGCUCGGGGUUCUCGGGGGUCCUGCAGGCGCUGGAGUGCAGGCUGGACGUCCGGGUGGCGGACGCUCGGCGGUGGCUCGGGGUCGGAGGUCAGCGGGGCGCGGCCGUGGACGCGGACAGCUGUGUGUUUGUGAGCAAGCAGCUGCUGCUCAGGCUGGGGCUGUUUCACCAGGAGUGGGUGAGACUGUCCAGGCCGGGCGGGUCCUCCAGACCUCCUGCUGACCAGACCGAGGUCAGGGGGGCCCCCGUGUGCAGAGAGCGACUGGUCUCUGUGCUGGCGGUGGAUUUAUCACAGAGUCCAGACCUGAACCAGAACGGAGAAGUUGGUUUCAUAUCGGGAACGUUGUGGUUCAACAUGACUGAAGGAGAAGAGGUUCCCGUGAACAGCUGCACACUGAGGAUGAAGAGGUGGAGGCCGUCACCUCCGGUGCCCGGCGCCCGCCGCUCUGACAGUUUCUGCCGCUCAGCUUCUCCGCCGUUCGCCAGCGAGCUUCACAUCCAGCCGGUCGUCUCUCCGCUGUACAACAACCUCAGCUGCUACGACAACCUGCUGUCUGAACACUUCAGGACGCCCAGACUGGUCUCUCAGGGCGACAUCCUGACAGUUCCAGCCGAAAACCACCCGGACCUGCUGGAGAACAAUUCAGAGGGAAUAUUCAGGUGUCCAGUGCUGUUCUUCAGAGUGCAGACAGUAUGUCCGUCUGCAGAAAGAGAAGAAGAAGAAGGAGGAGGAGGAGCUUACCUGGCCGACAGACAGCACACCUCACUCUACAUGCGAGCAUCCACCAACAGCCCCGUCCCCUGCUGCUCUGUGGACGGAGCGUCUCUGUGGAGCAGUCUGUCUCCUCCGGGCCUCCAAAAGACCGUCGACCUCCUCGGCAGCAUCAUCCUCCCGCACCUGCACCGCAGUGUUUUGUGUGGUUGCAGCAGCUCCCUGUCAGGCUGCACCGUCCUGCUUCACGGUCCUGCAGGAAGCGGUAAGAUGACGGCGGUCGGCGCGGCGAGUCGCAGACUGAACCUCCACCUGCUGAAGGUGGACUGCGUGAGCGUGUGCGCUGACACUCCUGCAGCCUCGGAGGUGAAGCUGACCUCGGUGUUUCAGCGGGCCGACGCCCUGCAGCCCUGCAUCCUGCUGCUCAGGAACCUGCAGCUCCUGCUCAGACCUCGUGGUGGCGCCGAGGAGGACGGCAGGGUCCCGGCUGCGUUCUGCCAGCUGCUCCACAGCGCCCCCACCAGUGUGGUGGUGGUGGCGACGGUCAGCAGACCUCGGGAUCUGUCUGCAGGUGUCAUGGCGUCGUUUGUCCACCAGGUGGCGUUAGAGAGUCCCACUGAGGAGCAGCGGCACUCGAUGCUGGUCAGCCUGAGCCGAGACCUUCACCUGGGGAGAGACGUCGACCUGGAGAGACUGUCCAAACUCACUGCGGGUUUUGUGUUGGGGGAUCUGAGCGCUCUGCUGGUGGCGGCAGGUCGAGCCGCCUGCAGGAGGCUGAUUCUCACCUGUGGAGGCCGGCAGGAGGAGGAUCUGUGCUCCAGUGGAGUGACCAUCCUGAACCAGGACUUGACCUCCGCCCUGAAGACCCUGCAGGACGCCCAGUCCACGGCCAUCGGAGCCCCCAAGAUCCCUGAUGUGCGUUGGGAGGACGUUGGAGGUCUGCAGCAGGUGAAGAAAGAGAUCCUGGACACUGUUCAGCUUCCUCUGCAGCGUCCAGAGCUCCUGUCUCUGGGUCUGAACCGGACCGGAGUCCUGCUUUACGGACCACCAGGGACGGGGAAAACUCUGCUGGCCAAAGCCGUGGCUACUGAGUGCUCCAUGACCUUCCUCAGUGUUAAAGGUCCGGAGCUCAUCAACAUGUACGUGGGUCAGAGUGAAGAGAACAUCAGAGAAGUGUUCUGCAGAGCGCGCUCGGCAGCUCCCUGCGUCGUCUUCUUCGAUGAGCUGGACUCUCUGGCUCCCAGCAGGGGGCGCACUGGAGACUCUGGAGGGGUGAUGGACAGAGUCGUGUCCCAGCUGCUGGCCGAGCUCGACACUCUGCACUCGUCCGUCGGCGUUUUUGUGAUCGGAGCCACAAACCGUCCCGACCUGCUGGACCAAUCGCUGCUGAGGCCCGGCAGGUUUGAUAAGCUGGUCUAUGUUGGGAUCAACGAGGACCGGGUCUCUCAGCUGCAGGUUCUGCAGGCCAUCCUCAGAAAGUUCCAGCUGGACUCUGCUGUGGACCUGCAUGAUGUGGUGGAUCGUUGCCCCGCUCACAUGACCGGCGCCGACCUGUACGCUCUCUGUUCGGACGCCAUGACGGCCGCCAUCAAGAGGAAGAUCGCCCUCAUCGACGACGGUCUGGACUCGGAGGACUCGCCUGUACUCGUCUCCGUUGAGGAUUUCUCGGCAGCAUUAGAAAACUUCAAGCCGUCUGUUUCAGACCAGGAGCUGCUGCGAUACAAAAACAUUCAACAGAGACUCACAGCAAAGUAGAAACUUCGUAGAAAAUCGUCAUCAAUCAGUCGCUGAUGAUGAUCAUGAUGAUGACCACUCUUCAACACCUUACGGGAUGUUUUAAGAACUGAUGAAGGUCUAAUUAAAGUGCCAACCACCAGAAAUCAACAUUGUGAUAAACUGUAGAUGAUGUAAAUGAUGUAAACAAGAGGAGAAGUUAUACAAUUGUGAAAUGUAAUGUACACAAGUUAAAUUAAACGUGUGAUUUGAGGUUA